UCGCGGGCAAAAGCCCAACCCGUCUAGAGAUCCCCAAAUCUUCACCACCACCUUCUCUCCUCUCCUCCGAUUCCCUUCUCCUUUCUAAGUCGUGUGUAACUGCCGAGCAGCAAUCUCCAUGAACCGACAACAUCUGCAUAGCUUCAAUCUUCGUCAAUGGCGUUGAGAUCAACUGGACGUAAGGUCUCAUUUGACAUUCUCUCAACUUCUAUCCUAGACGACGAUCACAACUACGAUUCCUCCAUCUUCGCGACUUACCUCCGAUCAAAUUCCGAUCCUUCUCCUCAGCUUCUUCCGAUCAAUGGCGCCACAAGCCCUACCGCAAGUCGCAAGAAGAAGAAGAAAAAGAAGAAGCAUAAGAGAAUGACAGAGCAUUCCACAAUUUCCGAACUUCCUGUCACGGACGAGCAGCUAGACCGCUCAUUUCCCGUGGGAGAAUCUAACGGUUACUGUUACAGUGUUGCUCAGAGCAGUAGUGUUGUGGUAUGCGAGGAACAUGAGACGCUGCCGCUGCCUCACAGUAAUUGUUCAGUGAGUUCAGUUACUGGACUUCCGUUUGGGGAGUUGAGACAGAGAAAUGUAAUGGUUAAUGGAGUGAGCGAAGAGAGUGUUGCGUCACCACAGAUAGCCGAGAGAGAAAGUGAAAGUGUUAAGGAAUUGGAAUCGAGGUCAAAUUCGACAGUUGAACUGGAUUUGAAUAUGGAUGGGAUUGCAGGGAGGAGUUUGGAGAAGGAAGUGUCUUUAGAUUGGAAGAAGUUGAUGGCUGAAGAUCUCAACCAAACAUUUCCUGUGGAUAAGUCACCAGUGAAGUGCUUCAUGGAAGAGAUGUAUGCUGGUAAUUCUUUAAGGAGUACGGUUGCCCUUGGGAAUGAGAAAGAGCGGGAAAGAGUUUAUGAUACCAUAUUCCGCUUACCAUGGCGAUGCGAGCUGCUUAUUGAUGUUGGCUUUUUUGUCUGCUUGGAUUCAUUCCUUUCACUGCUAACUGUUAUGCCCUCGAGGUUAAUCAUGAUCUGUUGGAGGUUUCUGAAAACAAGGCAGUUCAAGAAACUUUCUGCAGUUGAGCUUUCUGAUAUUGGAUGUUGUGUCGCCCUGUCUAGUGGAGCGAUUUUGUUGCAACAAACAGAUAUCAGCUUAAUCUAUCACAUGAUUCGUGGUCAAGGAACGAUCAAGCUUUAUGUGGUUUACAAUGUGUUGGAGGUUUUUGAUAAACUAUUCCAAAGCUUUGGUGGAGAUGUGAUGCAGACUCUCUUUAAUACAGCAGAAGGGCUUGCAAAUAGCUCAACGGAAAGUAUGCAAUACUGGAUUAGAAGAUUUAUUGUGGAUGAAGUUGUAGCUGUGGCUUCAUCAAUUGUUCAUUCUUUCAUUCUGCUAGCUCAAGCCAUCACUUUGUCAACCUGUAUAGUUGCCCACAACAACGCAUUAUUUGCUUUGCUAGUAUCAAACAAUUUUGCGGAAAUAAAGAGCAACGUAUUCAAACGCUACAGCAAGGAUAACGUUCACAAUCUAGUAUAUUAUGAUUCAGUGGAACGGUUCCAUAUUUCAGCAUUUCUCUUAUUUGUCUUAGCUCAAAACCUUCUGGAGGCUGAUGGACCUUGGUUUGGAAGUUUUAUUUGUAAUGCACUUGUCGUCUACGUAGGUGAGAUGACAAUUGAUAUCAUCAAGCAUUCAUUCAUUGCAAAAUUUAACAACAUCAAACCAAUUGCGUUUUCAGAAUUUCUUGAAGAUCUCUGUAAGCAGACACUGAAUGUUCAAACAGACAAUGUAAAGAAUAACCUCACUUUCGUCCCUUUGGCGCCUGCUUGUGUGGUAAUCCGUGUGUUGCGUCCUGUGUUUGCUGCUCAUCUUCCCUAUAAUCCACUACCGUGGAGGCUCUUUUGGAUUUUCCUUCUGUCUGCAAUGACAUUUGUUAUGCUUGCAAGCCUUAAAGUAAUGAUUAGCAUUGGCCUCAAAAAACAUGCUAGAUGGUACAUAAACAGAUGCCAGAGGAGAAAACUUCACAGCGACUAAGAUACGAUAUCAUGAUGAAGCUGCAUUCUUUGUCUCAGAUACAGAGAUCUCCUUUCUCCGAGAAGACAGGAAGGGUGGGGGCAGGGAAGGUUGGGUUAGAUCUGGUUGGAAAUUUCUAUCGCUUCUCCCAGCAUUCAGCAGUUAUAGCUUCGAGUUUCUAAUCGUGCAGCAGGAUGCAUUGAUGUGGAAGUAUCUACAUUAAACGAUCAGAUGGCCCGUACUUCCAUUUUUGCACAGGGAUGUCCAUAUAAUAAGAAGGAAGUUAUAUUGAUAAUGUAUUUCAUGUGCAAUUUUUUUAAAACCCUUUCUCUAAAAAUUGGUUAACAGAAGUUGCUUUCGAAACAAAUAUCUUGUUUCUGAAAUUUUCUGUAGAUUCAGAAAAGAUUGAUGUUACACAAAGGUAAACCAUCUUCUUAGUUAAUUUGGAUGUAUUUUCUACUA
This is a messenger RNA of Solanum dulcamara, 2448 nucleotides long. RefSeq names its product protein POLLEN DEFECTIVE IN GUIDANCE 1. Bases 157 to 2007 code for a protein of 616 amino acids. The record is from RefSeq and is a predicted model, not a curated record. Gene Ontology annotation, biological process: maintenance of protein localization in endoplasmic reticulum. NCBI's taxonomy places the organism in Eukaryota, Viridiplantae, Streptophyta, Magnoliopsida, Solanales, Solanaceae. The transcript has 11 exons. Gene Ontology annotation, cellular component: endoplasmic reticulum membrane.